Messenger RNA from Lolium perenne, 1344 nucleotides. RefSeq names its product pirin-like protein. The record is from RefSeq and is a predicted model, not a curated record. NCBI's taxonomy places the organism in Eukaryota, Viridiplantae, Streptophyta, Magnoliopsida, Poales, Poaceae.
GCUCAUGGUCAACGCAUCCCCAAAUGGAUCGAUCCAGCGCCACCAAGACGCAUCUCGCCACCAUUUAUUUACCCCUCCAAUGUCCUCCGAGCACCUCACGCCCCAUCGACGACGACCACCAAGAUGCUGAGGCACUCAGCUUCCUCUUCUUCUUCCCCUAUUUAUACGGCACUCGCGCGCCUCACCAAGCUCAACAGCAAACGCAGCAAUCGCGUUCUUCUCGCGUCAAGAAAGACAAGUAGAGCCAAGACCACCGCACCGCUCCUAAUCCUCCUGAUUCUUGUUCUUGCUGUUGUGACGGUCGUCUUCUUGUUCCCAGCGAUCAUGUCUUCCUCCACCUCGGCCACUUCGUCGUCGGCCGCAGCGCCGUUCGAGAACCCCAGGGCGGUGGUGAAGAAGCUGCUCUCCGAGGCCCAGUCCGAGGGGCAGGGCGCCACUGUCAGGCGCAGCAUCGGCAGGCACGAGCUGCGGAACCUGGAUCCCUUCCUCAUGCUCGACGAGUUCUCAGUGUCCAAGCCCGCCGGGUUCCCCGACCAUCCACACAGAGGAUUCGAGACCGUCACCUACAUGCUCGACGGGGCCUUCACCCACCAGGACUUCUCCGGACACAAGGGCACCAUCAGGACCGGGGACGUGCAGUGGAUGACGGCGGGCCGCGGCAUCGUGCACUCGGAGAUGCCCGCGUCCGACGGCGUGCAGAAAGGCCUGCAGCUCUGGAUCAACCUCGCCGCCAAGGACAAGAUGAUCGAGCCGCGGUACCAGGAGCUGCAGAGCAAGGACAUAAGCUGUGCGUCGCAGGACGGCGUCGACGUCCGCAUCAUCGCGGGGGAGGCAUUCGGGGUGCGGUCGCCAGUGUACACGCGGACGCCCACCAUGUACAUGGACUUCACCAUGCAGCCGGGCUCGCAGCUCCACCAGCCCAUCCCGGCCGGGUGGAACGCCUUCGUCUACAUCAUCGAGGGGGAGGGCGUCUUCGGCCGGGAGAAGGCCGCGCCCACGGCCGCGCACCACUGCCUCGUGCUCGGCGCCGACGGGGACGGCCUCAGCGUGUGGAACCGAUCCGGCGCGCCGCUACGGUUCGCACUGGCGGCCGGGCAGCCGCUCAAGGAGCCCGUGGUGCAGCAUGGCCCGUUCGUCAUGAACACGCGCGCCGAGAUCCAGCAGGCCAUGGAGGACUACUACCACGGCCGCAACGGCUUCGAGAAGGCCACACAGUGGAGCUCCGCUUGAUACCCUUCUUUUCUUUGCUUGUUCAUUCAUGGGGAUGUGAGAUACAAAAAAAAUAUUGUGUAAUAAACAGGAGUUCAUAGUAGUAAUUCGUUUAUUCGUUCUGUUUCAUAUAAA